AUUGGCUGAAAGCUUAGGGCACAAAGUCCCUCAGGUAACAGAGCCGGCCGCUCACUAACCGCCUUCACUGGGACAAUGAGCAGAAGAUGGAUGACUAAACACCAGAGUGCAACACAACAAUCGGUGCCACUAACCUUGGACACACUAGGGCACUAAGAUGCCAAAAAGCGACACCUGGCCAGGUGGCGUUGGACUGGAGACAACGACUGGCAUGGACAGUGCUGGCAGCUGUGACAGCGUCGUCAGCGCUAAUUCUGCCUUUAGUGAUGAUAGUCUGGAGCACCUGUCUGCUGAAGAAAAGGCCUGUCUCAUGUUUUUGGAGGAGACUAUUGAGUCUUUGGACACGGAGGAGGACAGUGGACUGUCCAAUGACGAACCUGACCGACUGCCCAGCCCUGGCCUCCUUGCUACCAAACGGGCUGAGCUGUCGGCCUCCAUGAGCAAACACAAGCUCAACGGUCCACAGAAACUGGCCUCUGUGGAACACAAAAAGGGAAAUGUUGACACCAAACUCAUGCUGAGCUACCUGGUUCCUACACCUUUUGUUCUGGCAAGCAGCUCUCCAUGUUCUGCACCCAACGCAAAGUUGAGUGUCCCUCCAGAUGAAAACAUCAGCUCUAAGCCUCACGUCACUCCUUCCAGUAACAAACCCGAUCCCAAACACAACCAGAAACCCGUCGCUCCCCAAGUACCAUUAAAGGUUAGCUUUGUGAUACCCCCUCCCACCAAACCCAGGGACUACUCCAUUAGGACGGCUGAAGGUUUACCCAGAGGUCCUCUGUCCUAUGACGCACUUGUUCAUCUGCGAAGAAGUGCCUCCACAAAGAAAACGCCUCUAUGUCCCACAAUUGAUCAUACUUUAGAGGACAAGCACCUUCCUGUCACAGUGGAAGGCCCAAAACUCGGAAAUCUACCAGGAUUUGAAAGAUCCCACUCAAAGGCCUUUAAGUCUAAGACAGGUCCUCCGGUCGUGGCGCCCAAACCAAAACAGAUUCCUGCCAACAUAUCUGUGAAAACACAAAAUGAAGCACCCAUAACCUCAGAUGCUUCAUACAAUUUGAAGAAUGCAACAGAUCCCCAGGUCGUGAGAUUGGAAGCUUUGCAGAAGCUGGGUCUCCUCAAAGACCAACAUCCAGAUGUUGAGACAGUAGCCUUGCAGUCUCCCCCUAAAUCUCACUCCUCUCUAGACCACACAAGAUCUACUAGAGGUCCAUCUAAUGUUAAUCCCUCAAGAAGCCCAUCGUUUUGUCAUUCUAAAGGGCCCGCAGAGCCCAAAACCAAGCCUUUGCAGAACAGUGCCAGUUUCCAUCACUACUCAAGACGUGAUCAACAGCAUGGGUCUGUGUCUGAUCCGUCUCAGUCCAGUGGAUUGAAGGUAACUGGUCUGGAGCGCUCUGCUACCCUGGACAACCACAGAAGCGGUGGGAACUGUCAGCCUGUACCCCGCAAACACGCCAACUCAGUGGGCUACACGGUGAUGGUGGUGCCCGGGAUGGGAGCCGAUCGCAAAGAAGCACUCCGAAAGCUUGGACUGCUCAAAGACUAAAACAGGCAAACAGCAGUCUGCGUGCCAGAGUACCAUCCGCUUAAGGAGAGUUAAAGCAUUACGUGGGAACCUGGCACCUUGGAUAACUAAAGCAGAAGAGGAUGAAGAGAGGAGGACAAAUUUAAAGGGCCAGAACAGUCCUUUUAAUAUAGGUUUUAAUACAGGGGAGUGGACUUACUCCGAUUCUCCAUUGGGCACGCUGUGCUGCGUUCUGGUUUUGUUCACGUGCCAUACCACACCUGGAGUGUCUCAGAAGAGGAGCGUCAUACGGCCCGACUUGCAGAUUUCGUUGUCUCUACAAGUACUUUACAGAAGAAUCCCGUGUUUACUAAGCUAGUAUCUACCUUCUACUCCAAGCACUACUGCAAUUAAACUCCACGUCUUCUCAUUUCUGGUGUGGCCGUCAAAAAGAAAACUGUGAUAUCUAUCAUGUUUUCCAACCUCCAAGAUUGUUUUCUGUGAUUUUGGAGACAUAAAA
This is a messenger RNA of Etheostoma cragini (Arkansas darter), 2024 nucleotides long. RefSeq lists its product as uncharacterized. The record is from RefSeq and is a predicted model, not a curated record. The transcript is spliced from 4 exons. NCBI's taxonomy places the organism in Eukaryota, Metazoa, Chordata, Actinopteri, Perciformes, Percidae. The coding region runs from base 158 to 1546 and encodes 462 amino acids.